ACGAAUGUAGGUCGAGUGGCUGAGAGGAGCAGUGCAUUCAGUAGAGGCUCUUUUGUUAGAACAAAGUAAAUAAAGAUCCGGUUGCUUUUUUCCUGAGCGAUGUUUUUUAUAUGUAACUAUAGCUGAAGUCAAAGCAACUCUCUUCAUCUUAUGUAUGGUGAUUUUGUCAGACGACGUCUCGCAUAAUUAGGGAUUAAAGUGAAGAGCUGCUUAGAAGAAACUGCUGGUUAACAUGUAUGGGUCUCGUUUCAGUCACUAUUUCAUAUUAUUCCCGUUGUCUGACAACAUAAACAGGAAAAUAUUGAGUUUAAAACACGUUUAGUUUAAAAAGUCGGCAGAAUUCAAAUGCGCCGUAAUAACGUCAUUACGCAUGACGUUAUCUUCCGUUCGUGAAUAUUUGUUCGUGACAAACGUGGAUUGUUUUCUUCUGAUGAAUAGCCUAUUUCCAGUCUGCAGAUCUGUAUUGAUUCCCAUCAUCCUACAAGAGAAGCACAAACUCCAGGACUAGCUGCUGAAAUCUGUGUGACUGUUAUGGAGUUUAUUAAAGAGAAUAUUGAAGACAUGACUGAUCCAGAACCAUCCAGAAUAAAACAUAAAGAAGCUGAGCAACAAACAGAACGGCUGGAAGUGAAGCAAGAAAAUAAACUAGAUGAGGUUAAGGAGGAACAUUGUGAUUUCAAAACUCGAAGAGAAAAAGCCAAAACACAACCCACCUGCUCUCAGUGUGGAAAGAGUUUUUCUCAAGCAUCAAAUCUCAGGAGUCAUCUGCGCAUUCACUCUGGAGAAAAACUAUUCAUCUGUGAUCUGUGUGGUAAAGGUUUUUAUUCAUCAUCACAUCUCACAAAACACCUGUUAGUUCAUUCAGGUGAAAAACCUCACACGUGUUCGGUCUGUGGAAAGAGUUUUUCAAGGCUGGAUCAUUUUAAACAACACCAGAAAACACAUGAUAAAGUGAGAGAUCAUGUGUGUUGUGACUGUGGGAAGAGCUUUACUACAGCUGAAUACCUGAAACUGCACCAAAGGAUUCAUACUGGAGAAAAACCUUACAAGUGCUCAUACUGUGACAAGAGAUUCACUCAGUCUGGGAGCCUGAAAGUGCAUGAGCGAAUUCACACUGGAGAGAAGCCGUACCCGUGUACUCAGUGUGAGAAGAGUUUCAAAGAUUCAUCCGGUCUCAGUGUUCAUCUGCUCGUUCACUCUGAAGAAAAACCAUUCAACUGUGAUCAGUGUGGGAUGGAUUUUAAUUCAUCAUCGUAUCUCAAAAAACAUCUGAAAGUUCAUUCAGACGAGAAGCCUCACAAGUGUUCUCUCUGUGGAAAGAGUUUUUCAAGACUGGAAAGUUGUAAACGACACCAGAAAACACAUGAUGAAGUGAGAGAUCAUGUGUGUUGUGACUGUGGGAAGAGAUUUGCCACAUCUGGUGAACUGAAACGGCACCAAAUAAUUCAUUCUGGUGUAAAACCUCACAAGUGCUCAUACUGUGACAAGAGUUUCACUCAGUCUGGAAACCUGAAAACACACGAGCGAAUUCAUACUGGAGAGAAGCCGUACUACUGUACUCAGUGUGAGAAGAGUUUUAAAGAUCCGAAAGGUUUGAUUCAUCAUCUGCGCAUUCAUUCUGGAGAAAAACCAUUCAACUGUGAUCAGUGCUGGAAAGGUUUUAUUUCAUCAUCACAACUAAAUAGUCACCUAAUAGUUCAUUCAGAUGAGAAGCCUUAUGUGUGUUCUGUCUGUGGAAAGAGUUUUUCACGACUCGUAUGUUGUAAACUGCACCAGAAAACACAUGAUGAAGUGAGAGAUUAUAUGUGUGACUGUGGGAAGAGCUUUACUACAUCUGCCUUUCUGAAAAAGCACCAAAGAAUUCAUACUGUAGAAAACCCUUACAAGUGCUCAUACUGUGACAAGAGUUUCACUCAGUCUGAAUCUCUGAAAAAUCAUGAGCGAAUUCACACUGGAGAGAAGCCGUACCACUGCACUCAGUGUGACAAGAGUUUCACUCGGUCUGGAUACCUGAUUUAUCACAAGCGAACUCAUACUGGAGAAAAACCUUACAAGUGCUCAUAUUGUGACGAGAGUUUCACUCAUUCUGGACACCUGAAAUAUCAUGAGCGAAUUCACACUGGAGAGAAGCCGUAUCACUGUUCUCAGUGUGAGAAGACUUUCAGAAGUUCAUCAAACCUUUACGCUCAUGUGAAAAAAUGUUGCAAGUGAGCAAAAAUAGUUUUCAUGUCAAAUGCAUUUGUGUAAAUUCUCAAGUUUAUACUGAAAGCAGAGUGUUGUGUCGUACUAUUAUCUCAUUGUAAUAUUCGGACCAAUCAGUGUUCUGCAGUGGCCUGACUUCGUCAUACUCAUAUUCUAGUGAGAAUUAGUCUGAAACUCCUCUGUAUGGCUUUGAUUAUGAGACG
Pimephales promelas (fathead minnow) is the source of this 2405-nucleotide messenger RNA. Lineage: Eukaryota; Metazoa; Chordata; Actinopteri; Cypriniformes; Leuciscidae. The record is from RefSeq and is a predicted model, not a curated record.